Molecule: messenger RNA, 807 nt
Organism: Varanus komodoensis (Komodo dragon)
Lineage: Eukaryota; Metazoa; Chordata; Lepidosauria; Squamata; Varanidae
Exons: 6
Coding region: 4-723 (239 amino acids)
Source: RefSeq, a predicted model, not a curated record
AGGAUGGACGCGCUUCGAGGGGCCGGAGCCAUGCGGGGACCCUUGUCCGAGCGGAGCCUCGCCCGCUCCGUGGCCCACAGGCUAAAGUAUUACAUUGAUGUGCAAAGGAAAGAAGAGUCCUUUGAUUCAUCCGGAGUCAUCAGUGAUGGAAAUGAAUUACUGCAUUCAGAGGUGGCAUAUCUGAUGAUGCAAGAGGACAAGAAGGAACAUAACUUUGCCAAGAUCAAAUUGGAAGCAUCCUUGCGUGCCUAUGUGGGGAGCGCUGAAGAAUGUAACCGAAAAGUCAAGAAAAGCCCCAAAAAGCAAAAAGAUUUGGAAAAGCUGAUUAAAAAGAUGGCUCAAGAUUAUGUACCGGAGAGAAAGGAGGAGGGAAAAGCAAAAAGGCAAAGAAAACUGCAUGCAACUGCCACCCCGUCCAUGUCACCAGAAAGUUUACGGAGACUUGUUUCAUCUGCUUCCAAGCUGAUUGUGGCCGCUACUUCUGAAAUCUCCCCAGAAGAACUGGAAACAACUCAAGAAAGUGGUUCAUCACCAGAGAGAAGAGAGGAGAAAAAUCUUCCGAGUUUGGGUAAUGGCAACAAGCAGUGCCUUUCUUUCACGCAAUCCCACAAGGAUGAAGCAAGGAGGUAUGGGAGCUUGAGAAUAUUAUGUCCAAUUGCCUUUUUAACAAAAAACUGUGCCCUAAAAUCUCUUCUGGCCAAACAAUUCCAUGUCCCACAAUAGUUUCUGUCCUUCCGGGAUCUCACCUUCUUUUCUCCUGCUUUUUAUUCUGUAUCCAUGCAGUAAUUCCCAUCACUGCUGCAUACU